Molecule: messenger RNA, 2698 nt
Organism: Salvia hispanica
Lineage: Eukaryota; Viridiplantae; Streptophyta; Magnoliopsida; Lamiales; Lamiaceae
Gene: ELP2
Product: elongator protein 2
Biological process (GO): tRNA wobble uridine modification
Cellular component (GO): elongator holoenzyme complex
Molecular function (GO): protein binding
Source: RefSeq, a predicted model, not a curated record
CUUUCCCCGUUGCCUGCUUAAACCUCUUCUUCCGUCCACCUCAAAACCUCUCUCUCUCUCACACACACACACACAUUUGCGUGAGUUAAUGCGAGCUGAAGGUGGAGAAAUGACAGUGGAAGUGGAGAGAGCGUUCAUAGGAGCAGGAUGCAACAGAAUAGUUCACAACGUUUCGUGGGGCGCUUGUGAUUUGAUUUCAUUUGGUGCCCAGAACGCCGUUGCCAUAUUUUGCCCCAAGACUGCGCAAAUUUUGACGACGCUUCCGGGCCACAAAGCGUCUGUGAACUGCACGCAUUGGUUGCCGAGCAGCAAGUUUGCAUUUAGAGCGAAGAAUUUCGAAAGGCAUUAUCUGUUAUCUGGAGAUGCUGAUGGAGAAAUCUUGCUGUGGGAAUUUUCCCUUGCUGAUAAAAAAUGGAGGAAUGUGCUACAAGUAUCAGAAAAGCAUAAAAAAUGUGUUACUUGCAUCUCUGCAAUUGUGCUGUCUCAGACAGAUGCUUUAUUUGCAUCUUCCUCAUCUGAUGGAGUUGUGAGCAUAUGGGAAAUCAUAUUUCCAUCAAGUGCGGAGGGUGAAUGCAAAUUGUCUUGCUUGCAUUCUAUUGUUGCUGGUAGAAAACCUAUGGUUGCUCUUUCAUUUGUGGAGUUGCCUGGAAACAGUGGGCACCUAGCUCUAGCCAUGGGUGGUUUGGAUAACAAAAUUCACAUCUACAGUGGUGAGAGAUCGGGAAAAUUUGUCAGUGCCUGUGAACUGAAAGGGCAUAAUGAUUGGAUUCGUUGUCUGGAUUUCUCAUUACCUUUAUAUGCAAAUGGUGAACCAUCAAUUCUUCUUGUGAGUUCAUCUCAAGACAAAGGGAUACGUAUAUGGAAGAUGGCUGUACAAAAUAACCAUGCUGACGGCACGAAAGAAGAAACCAGUUUGGCCGCUUAUAUUAAAGGUCCUAUAUUUGUAGCUGGUUCAUUCUCUUACCAGAUAUCUCUGGAAUCCCUUCUUAUCGGACAUGAGGAUUGGGUGUACUCGGUGGAAUGGCAGCCUCCUCAAAGCUCCUCUAUUGAGGGCACUGAAUGUUAUCAACCUCAGAGCAUUUUAUCUGCAUCCAUGGACAAGACUAUGAUGAUAUGGCAGCCUGAGAAGACUACUGGUAUAUGGAUGAACAUGGUAACUGUCGGGGAGUUGAGUCAUUGUGCUCUAGGGUUCUAUGGUGGUCACUGGAGUCCAACUGGGAACUCAAUUUUAGCGCAUGGCUAUGGUGGAUCUUUUCAUCAUUGGAAAAAUGUUGGCACUGACUUUGAUGAUUGGAAACCUCAGAAAGUUCCUUCUGGUCAUUUUGCACCAGUGUCAGACAUUUCUUGGUCUAGGGAUGGAGAAUAUCUGCUAUCUGUUAGCCAUGAUCAAACAUCUAGGGUAUUUUCUGCAUGGUCUAAUGAAUCUAUAAUAGAAGAUGGAGAGGCUUGGCAUGAAAUUGCACGACCUCAAGUUCAUGGCCAUGAUAUUAAUUGUGUGACAAUGAUCAAAGGUAAGGGGAACCACAGAUUUGUAAGUGGGGCUGACGAGAAAGUGGCUAGAGUAUUUGAGGCUCCCCUCUCCUUUUUGAAGACACUGAAUCACACCACUUCUCAAAAAUCUAGCUAUGCUGACGAUCUUCCAUCAAAUGUGCAAAUUCUUGGUGCAAAUAUGUCUGCUUUAGGACUAUCGCAGAAGCCAAUAUAUCAAUAUGAGUCAAAAGAAAUAAAUAACAAUGAAGGGAUUGAUACCCUUGAAACUAUUCCCGAAGCAGUUCCGACUGUGUUGACAGAACCACCCAUUGAGGAGCAACUGGCAUGGCAUACACUGUGGCCGGAGUCCCACAAGCUCUAUGGACAUGGGAAUGAACUUUUUUCUCUUUGUUGUGACCAUGAGGGAAAGCUAGUAGCUUCAUCCUGCAAGGCACAGUUGGCUUCUGUUGCGGAGAUAUGGCUAUGGCAAGUAGGCUCUUGGAAGGCUGUAGGUCGCUUGCAUUCACACAGUUUAACCGUGACACAAUUGGAGUUCUCUCACGACAACAACUUUCUUUUAUCUGUUUCUAGAGAUCGCCAUUUCUCCAUAUUUGCAAUCAAGCAUACAGGGCAAGAUGAAUUAAGUCACGAACUCGUCAUCAGGCAGGAGGCCCAUAAGAGAAUAAUAUGGGCAUGCUCUUGGAACCCGUUUGGCCACGAAUUCGCCACUGGUUCGAGGGAUAAGACAGUAAAGAUAUGGCAACUGGUAAACGGUUCAUCAGUUAAGGUGCUCAUGACUCUGCCGACGUUCCAGAGCAGCAUUACUGCAUUAUCUUGGCUGGGGGUCGACAGCCAGAAGAACCACGGGCUCUUAGCAGUGGGAAUGGAGAAUGGUGUAGUGGAACUGUGGACUCUCUCCAGCACCAGAAAUAGCGAUGGCGACAUUGCAGCAACAACUGCUACUCUUGCGGUUCGUUUUGACCCGUUUCUGUGUCACGUUUCUGCAGUUCAUCGUCUGAGAUGGCAGAGCGCGAAGAAGAGCGAUGAUUCUAGGAGUGUGCAGCUUGCUUCUUGUGGAGCUGAUCAUUGUGUGAGAUUGUUUCAGGUACACAUUUAGCAGGUUGCAUAAUGAUGUUUGUUUUACUGCAACUGAAACUACUUGAGUUAUAUGUAAUUGUAUUUUUCAACUUCAUUUUAUCAUAUGUAUACUAGAAAGGUUUUGAGUUUA